GCACUGGUUGGGUGUAUUUUCCCCACAGGUAGAAAACUGUGAUCAACGUGUGGAAAGUUCACAGUCAAGAAGUUAUUCGCUCCCGGAUCGAGUUGGUAUUAUCGUGCUCGGUGCCAGAAUAUUGCCGUUCGCUCCCGUCGUCCGAAGUUGAUUUGAUAAAGUCCGGCAGUUGUGUGUGCAACGGAUUUAACCCCAUCGAAUCCCCGGUGCACGUGAAUAUUGUGUGCGUGUGUCCGUGCAACGAGUGCAACGAUUAACCAGUGAGAACGAGCAGUGUCGUGAGCGGGAUAAUCGUUUCCAAGUUUCUUGUGUGCUUGCUACGUUGUUAUUAAUAAAACACAGCACGAGUGUACUGCGUGUGUGUGACCGCCAGCUAAUUUCGUCACGCGGCGCUAUCCCGGGCGCAUGCCGUGCCGCUAGUGGGUCCCUGUUUCUAUGUGUGGUUAAAAAUUUUGUUAAAGAGUUUUCUUCACCACGCAAGAAAAGCAGCAAACAUCAACCCUUAAGCAACAAGGGACUUGCUUGCUUUGGCAGGGCAAGUGAUUGCGAUUUGGAAUGUACAUACAGUGACAUUCGGUCUGUGCAAGUGGAUGCUAACCACCAUCGUAGUAGUCAGUUUGACGGGAUUCAGUCAGUGCUGCUAAAACAUUCAACGAUUCGAUUCGAACAAAGUACCAGCGCGAGACGAGACCUUCCUUCGCCUCGCGCCAUCUUUGAAAGUUAAAAUUUACCCACCACAUCCCGCAGGAGGUAGCAGUGAUAGUAGAUGCCACACGUGUUGUGAGCACCUGUGAAGUUGGUUGACUUUGCUGCUACCGGGGUGGAAGUUAAGACAAAAAAAUCCCACUACAGGGAGAGUUCAAAGCAACAGCUGCAACGCUUCAUCGGUCAAAGUAGGCGUUACGUGUGAAAACAGCGAAGCAUUUCCCGGGUGGGUCAGCCGCGGGUCCGACCAACCAACUACCAACCACCUUGCCCGGAACAGAAACACCUUAGUGCUGCAAUGGGCGACUAUACGCUGGACGUGGACAACUUGAUUCAGCGGCUCCUAGAAGCUCACAAACUGCAACAGCAGCAGGCGCAAGAGUCCCGGAAAAAGGGCAAACUGAAAGAGAUAUUCUCACACGAUUUCAUGGUUCGAGGAUGUCGUCCAGGAAAAUCGGUACCUAUGCCAGAGGAAGAAAUUCGAGCGCUAUGUUUAAAAUCUCGUGAAAUUUUCCUACAACAACCGAUACUGCUGGAAUUGGAGGCUCCACUUAAAAUUUGCGGUGAUAUACACGGUCAGUACACAGAUUUGCUGCGACUGUUCGAGUACGGUGGAUUUCCCCCGGAGGCCAAUUACUUAUUCCUGGGCGAUUACGUGGACCGAGGCAAACAGUCGCUGGAAACGAUCUGUCUUCUGUUAGCGUACAAAAUUAAGUAUCCGGAAAACUUUUUCCUACUGCGCGGAAAUCAUGAGUGUGCCAGUAUUAAUAGGAUAUAUGGUUUCUACGAUGAAUGCAAACGGCGGUACAACGUGAAGCUGUGGAAAACUUUCACCGAUUGUUUCAAUUGCCUGCCCAUUGCUGCCAUUAUUGAUGAGAAAAUAUUCUGCUGUCACGGAGGCUUAAGCCCGGAUUUGAACCACAUGGAACAGAUUAAACGCAUAAUGCGACCGACAGAUGUGCCCGACACGGGGCUGCUGUGUGAUCUGCUGUGGAGCGAUCCGGACAAGGACGUGAAGGGCUGGGGGGAGAAUGAUCGUGGCGUAAGCUUUACGUUCGGCGUGGACAUUGUGGCCAAGUUUUUGCUUAUUCACGAGCUGGAUCUCAUUUGCCGGGCGCAUCAGGUCGUGGAGGAUGGGUACGAGUUCUUUGCCCGGCGAUCGCUAGUAACGCUCUUUUCCGCACCGAACUAUUGCGGUGAAUUUGACAAUGCCGGCGGCAUGAUGUCGGUCGACGCGAAUUUAAUGUGUUCGUUUCAGAUUCUGAAGCCAUCGGAAAAGAAGGCUAAAUAUCAGUACAGCGGAACGAACAAUCAGCGGCCGCAGACGCCCCAGCGCAAUCAAAAUCCAACCAAUAAACGGAAAUAAUAAUUUCUCUCCCUUCUCAACCGCUACCUAACGAGACGCAGCAAAAAGAAGUCAUCAGUAACAGCCAGUUCGUCGGCAAACGCCACCACCGCCACCAGCAAUGCAACUAAUGUUUCCAACAGUGCCGAAGGGGAAGAUGAACUAAUGCUUACCGGUACGUCCGUGCCGUACGAUCCUGCAGCGGAGAAUGUAGCACAGUGUCAGGACCAUGAUCGAGCUAACGCAUUAAACGGUACGGCAUCCUCUACCACAGCAACCGGUGGUGUCGCAUCGGCUGCUGCUUCAUCCGGCGCAUCCUCUUCGACGACGUUGCUGAAGAAUGUCCCCAUAAGAGCAAUCGUGUUUUCUGACCAAUCGAGCAUUGCUAACGAUACGACCACGUCGCAUUUACGACCCGCUACGCCAUCUUCCCUCCGGCCGGAUGGCGCCCUUGAAAGGCGUGGAUUUGCCGAAGAAGGGGAGGAAGAAUGUUCCUUACCGUCACCACCACCACCACCACCGCCGUCGAUACAAACGUUGCCAGUGAUGCAGAUGCAAGCGCUUCAUUUACACCACCAGCCCGCUCCGCAGUAUCCGUCAGAUCCGAUGGGCACGACGCAUAAUCCAUCGAGCUCCUCCACCGGCCGCUCGUGCUUUUCUCCGCCACCACCGGCAAUUGUGACUACCGCGCUAAUGAGUUCCACUGGGACGCAUGCGAUGUCUGGCGGUGCUGGUAGUUCUUCCGGUAGACAAUUACCACCGUAUCCGCCGGCGGUGCCACUUCCCAAACCGACACCCAUUUGGAUUACACCGGGCCAACAUUCAUCGGGCAGCACGGGUGGUAAUGCGCUCGGGAGGGAUAGGUCAGUGUCGGCGGCAUAUUCGACAGCAUCCACCAUAACCGUGGCUACCGGCAGCAACAGCCCGGCAGUAGUUUCGACUGUGCCUAUUCUGCGUACGUUCGGUGCCUCGGCGGGCUCAAGACAAAAUUCCUUCGGCAGCUAAGGUGUGGUGCGAUACGGAGCAUGCAACUAGCUAAGGUUUGUAGGAGGUUGGUUGGCUGAUUCGGCACGAACGGUUGUAAGAGCGUGGGGGAUGGGAUUCAUAUUGAACAGUGUGAUUGAAUGGUUUUUGGAUCAUUGUCCGAAUAGAAUCGGGGUAAUAGCAGCACCAACCAAGCAAAGCGAGUGGGCGCUACAAGACGCAGGACGAUGAUGACUAACAAAGCGUUUCGCGACAAACGGGAAGCGAGUGAGAAUGUGAGAGAAUUUUUGAACGAGCGAUGUGAACGGAGAGAAAGAGAGAGAGAGAGAGCGAGAUACAAAACCCGUGUGAAAAGAAACAAAAUGAAAUAGUUUUUAUUGAAUGAUAUUGUUAACAAAUACACAACAGUGCACUAUCAGAAAAAAAAGGCAAAUCAGAUGCUUUUUGUACGCGAUGAUACAGAAAGAAAGUAACUUAACGCAUGAUAAUAAGAAACGUAUGAAAUAAGAUUGAUAAGAGAGGGGUCAUUGCUGGGGGAAAAAUAAAAUCAAAUAAAAUGCCCCAGUGGCGUGUACAACAGGGCACAGGGCAAGAAGGAACGGCGUAAGGAGGGCAGGAGGAGGGUACAGUAAGGUAAUAUCAAAUCACCGGUCACCGGGUGUGUGCAGUCUUAUCUUAGGUCAAUCCAAGCAAAACACACACACACACACACCCCCAUUGCACUGUUGUCCACGGGGUACUAAUAAGGGAUGAAAGGAAAACGUACACCAAUCAGUGGGGUGCCCAACUGCAAAAGAAACGAUGCAUUACAUAGAAAAACGCAUACAACAUAGCAAACCCACUAAGCGCUCACAACUGUACAGCCCUCGAGCAUGGCUGUGUCACGGGGAAAAACGGACGCAUGAAGCAUAAUUGUGUGUAAUAUUAUUCAACAAAUCGGCAGUAGAGUUUGUGCGGAAGAGCGCACUUGCGAGCCGACAAAUGAUGUUGGAGCAUACAUUUUCAAAGCAAAAGGGACAGGGUGUUACUAUCCAUACAUAGAGAAGGAUCAAACGGAUGGCAGAAGGGGUAGCAGUUUCGAAUCGAUCCGAGAAGGGUGUACAUGUGUCCGGCAAGCAAAAGCAAAAGUAAAUCAUGGAAGAGAAUAAUUUGCACAAUUUGAAGAUUGUGCAUUUUAUUGACCGGGGGCACUACCACGAUGACCGAUACAACGGAAAACAGAACGGAAUUCAGCUACUGUGUACAAGGGACAAAGAGAUAAUGAUAUAUAAAACUGUAGAUACACAUAUGCAUAUAUACAUAUAUACAAUACACACACUCACACACAGGCGCGUACGCAUUACUCAGCAGGCAGCGGGUGGGAUGGAAGAAGUGUAAGAUGUGCAUGAGAGAUUAUCCGAUCAGAUUUUCGGUUGAUCGUUUUUAUUGCCUUCUGGAAAGCAAAAAAUGGGAAAGUGAAUAUAUUCUCCCACCCCCCGGGUGGGUAGCCGGUGAGAGAUAAAAAAGUGAGAUCAAAGAAAAUCAAACAUCAGAUCAGAUCCAUAUAAAUGCGUCAUAGCAAAGGGGUCAUAUAUAAUGUAAAGCACUGUAUAAACCAACAACUGCAUCUAUGCAUCUUCAUCCUGUUUUCCACAGACGCUGAAAGCGCUCGCGGGAAUUAGCACACUCAGAGAGAAAGAUAGAGGGUGGUGCGUUCGGUAAAAGGGAAACGUUACUUUUUCUACACACACAGCGAGCAAGGUCACAGAUUGUCAUGCAUUUACACCGGGGCAAAAAGGAAGAACACGGUUUACGUUAUUGUUGCUUUUGAUCUGCCGGGUUAAGCUUCCCGUUCCAAAGAAUAUAUUAUAUUGCUAGUUAUGAUCGUGUGUUUUGCUUCGGCUAAACCUUCAACUGCCUGGGGGGAAGAAGCAGCUUGGUUCAGCUUUUAGUUAGGCGAUCGUCUGUUACCCUUCCUUUGUGGUUUUAGUCCUAGCACAUCAACCUGGACCUUGUGGUCAGGAUAGUCAAGUGCAACUCUGCAUGACUAUAUCCCCUGUGAAACGUGUUUUAAAACAUCCGGAAGAAGAAACCAUUAACCCAGCGUAACAUUUCGUUGGCUGUGAAAAGAUGCGCAUACCUGAACACGAAAUGUGAAUGCGGCAUGCACACAGAUGCAGCCGAUGGAUUUUCCAACCUCAACUGGCUCCCGUUUCCAUUGAACCAAAGCUGAACGCAACUCCCGAUAGGACGAACAAACCAAACCGACUACCCGUUUAAGGAUGACCACUGCUCGUUCGUCGACUCACACUCCCCGAACAAAUCCAUUUAUACACGUCACCCGUUUGGAAGGCUUUUACAAACAAAAGAAAACAACACUAUUUUUACAUCCAAUCGACACACAGGGCAAAGGACAGAAACAAUAAAAUGUGCAAGCGAGGAAACGCCGUUUACGUUACGAACCUUCUUACCUUCCUAGUACGUCGUUUCUUUACGGAGCUGCUUGAGCUAUGUGUUAACGGUACGAUUUGUUUGUUUGCAACCCUUGCGUUGCAUCCGUUUUCAUCUUUUCUAUUAUCCCCUCUUAGCGAGCCUGACACUCGAAGCAAAGCAGAGUGGUAGCAACGGAUGAUGUGCGCGCGCGCUUACUAAGUUGGCGGAUUGUAUUAAGGAAAACACAAAACACCCCCCAUUUUGCAAAAUGGGAAUGCGUAUGCAUUAGAUCAGCAGCAGCAGCAGCAAGAUAGCAAGAAAACACAGUAAAUUAUUAUAAUUAACAAAACUCAGCAUACCCCCUGACGGUCGCGAAAAGAAAGCAACAAAAAAAAAAA
Messenger RNA from Anopheles stephensi (Asian malaria mosquito), 5844 nucleotides. RefSeq names its product serine/threonine-protein phosphatase PP1-beta catalytic subunit (gene flw). The transcript is spliced from 9 exons. Gene Ontology annotation, molecular function: protein serine/threonine phosphatase activity. Gene Ontology annotation, cellular component: cytoplasm; nucleus. The record is from RefSeq and is a predicted model, not a curated record. NCBI's taxonomy places the organism in Eukaryota, Metazoa, Arthropoda, Insecta, Diptera, Culicidae. Bases 1004 to 2071 code for a protein of 355 amino acids.